This is a messenger RNA of Colius striatus (speckled mousebird), 3840 nucleotides long. It is a transcript of the gene PCDH10, whose product is annotated as protocadherin 10. The coding region runs from base 337 to 3432 and encodes 1031 amino acids. Gene Ontology annotation, molecular function: calcium ion binding. Gene Ontology annotation, cellular component: plasma membrane. NCBI's taxonomy places the organism in Eukaryota, Metazoa, Chordata, Aves, Coliiformes, Coliidae. Gene Ontology annotation, biological process: homophilic cell-cell adhesion. The record is from RefSeq and is a predicted model, not a curated record. The transcript is spliced from 5 exons.
GGGACGUCCGUCUUCUUCAUUUGGUCAGCGUGUGAAACAAUAAUACUCGUAACAACAAGGAGGGAGAUGGGGGACGAAAAAAUCCUAACAUGAAUCAGAAGAAAUAAUAUCUAGCACACUCCCCCCAAAAAAUAUCAACCUCUUCCUUCCCCCCUCCCCUGAUCCCUCUCUCUCCACACGCUCGCGGGCGCGCACACAGACACACACACAGACACGCAAAGGCACACACACAUACACUGUACUGUGUGUUUUCGGAGGAGGAGGUGGUAGUGGUGGCUUUCCGAAGAGGAGGAAGAGGUGGUGUUGGGGAGGGGGGAUCUCUUUCCCCAUUUGGAGAUGAUUGUGCUAUUCCUCAUUGCCUUGCUCUGGAUGGUGGAGGGGGCCCUUUGCCAGCUCCAUUACACGGUGCAAGAAGAGCAGGAGCAUGGCACGUUCGUGGGGAAUAUUGCCGAGGAUCUGGGCUUGGACAUUACAAAACUUUCGGCUCGCCGCUUCCAGACGGCGCCCAACUCCCGCAGCCCUUACCUGGAGCUCAACCUGGAAACCGGUGUGCUCUACGUAAAUGAGAAGAUAGACCGGGAACAGAUCUGCAAGCAGAGCCCCUCCUGUCUGCUGCACCUGGAGGUCUUCCUGGAGAACCCCCUGGAGCUGUUCCGGGUGGAGAUCGAGGUGCUGGACAUCAACGACAAUCCGCCCUCCUUCCCGGAGCCCGACCUGACCGUGGAGAUCUCGGAGAGUGCCACACCAGGCACCCGCUUUCCCCUGGAGAGCGCCUUCGACCCCGACGUGGGCACCAACUCUCUGCGCACCUACGAGAUCACCCCCAAUAGCUACUUCUCCCUCGACGUGCAGACGCAGGGGGACGGCAACCGCUUUGCAGAGCUAGUGCUGGACAAACCCCUGGACCGGGAGCAGCAAGCGGUGCACCGCUACGUGCUGACAGCUGUGGACGGCGGGCAGCCCCAGCAGCGCACCGGCACCGCCCUGCUCACCAUCAGGGUGCUGGACUCCAAUGACAACGUCCCCGCCUUCGAGCAGCCCGUUUACACCGUCUCGCUGCCGGAGAACUCGCCGCCGGGUACCCUGGUGCUGCAACUCAACGCCACCGACCCCGACGAGGGCCAAAACGGCGAGGUCAUCUACUCCUUCAGCAGCCACAUCUCAGCCCGCGCCCGAGAGCUCUUCGGCAUCGCGCCGCGCACCGGGCGGCUGGAGGUGAGCGGCGAGCUGGACUAUGAGGAGAGCAGCGUGUACCAGGUAUACGUGCAAGCCAAGGACCUGGGGCCCAAUGCCGUGCCGGCGCACUGCAAGGUUCUGGUGCGGGUACUGGACGCCAACGACAACGCGCCCGAAAUCAGCUUCUCCACCGUCAAGGAGGCGGUGAGCGAGGCAGCGGCGCCGGGCACCGUGGUGGCCCUCUUCAGCGUCUCGGACCGCGACUCGGAGGAAAACGGGCAGGUGCAGUGCGAGUUGUUGCAGGGCGAUGCGCCCUUCCGCCUCAAGAGCUCCUUCAAGAACUACUACACCAUCGUCACCGAGGGGCCCCUGGACCGAGAGCAGCCAGGUGGCGACGCCUACACCCUCACCGUGGUGGCCCGGGACCGCGGCGAGCCGCCGCUGAGCACCAGCAAGUCCAUCCAGGUGCGGGUGAGCGACGUGAACGACAACGCGCCGCGCUUCAGCCAGCCCGUCUACCAGGUCUACGUGAGCGAGAACAACGUGCCCGGCGCCUACAUCUACGCCGUCAGCGCCACCGACCGGGACCAGGGCGCCAACGCCCAGCUAGCCUACUCCAUCCUGGAGAGCCAGAUCCAGGGCAUGUCCGUCUUCACCUACGUCUCCAUCAACUCCGAGAACGGCUUCCUCUACGCCCUCCGCUCCUUCGACUACGAGCAGCUCAAGGAGUUCAGCUUCCAAGUGGAGGCCCGCGACGCUGGCGAGGAGCCGCAGCCGCUGGCCGGCAAUGCCACCGUCAACAUCAUCGUGGUGGACCAGAACGACAACGCGCCGGCCAUCGUCAGCCCCCUGCCGGGCCGCAACGGCACCCCAGCGCGGGAGGUGCUGCCCCGCGGCGCCGAGCCGGGCUAUCUGGUGAGCCGUGUGGCGGCCGUGGACGCCGACGACGGGGAGAACGCCCGCCUCACGUACAGCAUCGUUCGGGGCAAUGAAGCCAGCCUCUUCCGCAUGGACUGGCGCACCGGGGAGCUCCGGACGGCCCGCAGGGUGCCGGCCAAGCGCGAUCCCCAGCGCCCCUACGAGCUGGUCAUCGAGGUGCGCGAUCACGGGCAGCCGCCGCUUUCCUCCACUGCCGCCAUCCAGGUGGUGCUGGUGGACGGCGCGGCCGAGCGGCCCGGCGGCGGCGGCGGCGGCCUGGGCGCGGGGGCGGGCGCGGGGGGCGGUGGCGGCGGGGGCUCCGGCGAGCAUCGCCCCAGCCGCUCCGGGGGGGACACCUCGCUUGACCUCACCCUCAUCCUCAUCAUCGCCCUGGGCUCCGUCUCCUUCAUCUUCCUGCUGGCCAUGAUCGUCCUGGCCGUGCGCUGCCAGAAGGAGAAGAAGCUCAACAUCUACACCUGUCUGGCCAGCGACUGCUGCCUGGGCUGCUGCUGCUGCUGCCCCUGCUGUAGUCGCCAGGCGCGGGCCCGCAAGAAGAAACUCAGCAAGUCGGACAUCAUGCUGGUACAGAGCUCCAACGUGCCCAGCAACCCAGCGCAGGUACCUGUGGAGGAGUCGGGCAGCUUCGGCUCGCAUCACCACAACCAGAACUACUGCUACCAGGUCUGCCUCACUCCCGAGUCCGCCAAGACCGACCUGAUGUUCCUCAAACCCUGCAGCCCCUCCCGCAGCACCGACGCCGAGCACAACCCCUGCGGGGCCAUCGUCACCGGCUACGCUGACCAGCAGCCCGACAUCAUCUCCAACGGCAGCAUUUUGUCCAGCGAGACAAAACAUCAGCGUGCAGAGCUCAGUUAUCUAGUUGACAGACCCCGACGAGUAAACAGUUCUGCAUUCCAGGAAGCAGACAUAGUAAGCUCUAAGGACAGUGGUCAUGGGGACAGUGAGCAAGGAGACAGUGAUCAUGAUGCCACUAAUCGAGGUCAAUCCUCUGGCAUGGAUCUCUUCUCCAAUUGCACGGAGGAAUGUAAAGCACUGGGCCACUCAGAUCGGUGCUGGAUGCCUUCCUUUGUCGCAUCUGAUGGACGCCAAGCUGCAGAUUACCGCAGCAAUCUGCAUGUACCUGGCAUGGACUCUGUUCCAGACACUGAAGUGUUUGAAACACCUGAAGCCCAGCCAGGGGCAGAAAGAUCCUUCUCCACCUUCGGCAAAGAGAAGGCCCUUCACAACACUCUGGAGAGGAAGGAGUUGGAUGGACUGCUGUCUAAUACACGAGCGCCUUACAAACCACCAUAUUUGACACGGAAAAGGAUAUGCUAGUCACUUCUACAGGACUUACCUGAAGCAGCAUGAUUUGCACAAAAGUCGACCAACAAAAAGCAUCAACUUUCAACUUCAUUAUCUUGGCCAUCCAGUUCUGUGUAACUGAAGGAUUUGUGUGCUGUUGGAGACAUCAUGGCCAACAAUAGGACCUAAUUGCUCUCAGCAGGCCUGAGAAAUGAGUUGAAAUGUGUAGAACUGUAGAAACUUCAGAGGCAACUGAUCUUGCCUCUCUGAUCAGUGUGUGCCUGUUUACAGCACUAUAUAUCUUUCUCGCUCCAAAAUGUCACUGAGCCCUUUAGAUGUUUAUAUUCACCACAAGAAGCCAAUCGUACAGAUAAAAGAAAUGUGCAUUAUAAAUGCAAUAUCACUGUUUUAAACUUGACUGUUUUAUAUUAUUUUUGUGUG